Molecule: messenger RNA, 2679 nt
Organism: Vigna unguiculata (cowpea)
Lineage: Eukaryota; Viridiplantae; Streptophyta; Magnoliopsida; Fabales; Fabaceae
Gene: NUC-L1
Product: nucleolin like 1
Cellular component (GO): nucleolus
Molecular function (GO): poly(A) binding
Source: RefSeq, a predicted model, not a curated record
AGGCCCAAAACCCUAACCCCUGACCAAAGAGAGGCGCGUAGUAUAUAAAUAUAGCAGCUGUAUCCUCUCGGACACACUCUGUUGUUCCCAAAACCCUAAUCCUUCGCAACGGUAGGGUUUUGCAGAGCCUCUUUCUUCUUUCGCAUUUUCUUCCUCCUAACCGGCGCCACCCUGCUUUUCACGUUCCUCUAAUCUGAAAUGGGCAAGUCUAGCAAGAAAUCAGCUGUCAAGGUUGACGCCGCUCCAGCUGCUGUUCCGCCAUCCAAAUCCGCGAAGAAGGGUGGCAAGCGACAAGCUGAAGAAGAAAGUGAGAAAGCGAUUGCAAAAAAACAGAAGAUAGAAGAGGUUGUGCAGAAGCAAAAGAAGGAAGCAAAGGUGCAAAAGAAGGAGAGCAGUUCUGACGAUUCUUCUUCUGAAGAUGAGAAACCUGCUGCUAAACCUGCUGCUCUUCCAAAGAAGACCCCUGCUAAUAAUGGUGCUGUAAAAGCCCCUGCAAAGAAAGGAAAACCAGCUUCCAGUUCUUCUGAAUCAUCUGAAGAUGACUCUUCUGAUGAGGACGAAGUGAGUGCAAAGAAGCCACAGAAAGUGGCAGCCGCGAAACAAAAGAAAGCUGCACCACUGCCCAAUAAAAAGGAGAGUAGCUCAGAUGAUUCUUCUUCAGAGUCUGAGGAGGAGAAGCCUGUACCAAAAGCUGUCGUGCCUUCACAAAAGGCUCCUGCUAAAAAUGGUGCCCCAGCAAAGAAAGGCAAGCCAGUUAGCAACUCGGAGUCUUCUGAAGAUGACUCCUCUGAAGAUGAGAAACCAGCUGCCAAGAAUGGCUCUGUAACUGCCGCUGCAAAGAAAGGCAAGCCAGCUGCAGCUGCAAGCUCUUCUGAUUCAUCUGAGGAGUCCUCUGACGAGGAUGAUGUUCCAAAAACCAAGGUGGUCCCUGCUGCAGGGAAGAAUAUAGCGUCUUCUAACAAGAAGACUCAGCCUAGUGGAGGUUCUGACUCUGAUAGCAGCUCUGAUGAGGACGAUAAAAAGAAAACAUCUGCAACUACAAAGCCGCCUGCCUCAUCAGUUGCUCCCGCUAAGAAAGUGGAAAGCUCAGAUGAUGAUUCAAGUGAAGACUCUGAUGAAGAUGAUGAUGUCAAGCCCUCUGCAACUGCUGUGUCAAAGCCUUCUGCUGUGCCAAAGAAGAAAGUUGAUAGCUCUGAUUCUGAUGAUAGCAGCUCUGAUGAAGACGAUAAGGAGGCUACCAAAAAGGUUUCCAAUGUCAAGUCAGUGCCUGUGUCUAAGCAGCCUGUUAAGACCUCAAAAACUAGUGAUUCAGAAGAGGAGUCUUCUGAAAGUGAUUCUGAAGAGGAAAAGGGAAAGAAGAUGGAUAUAGACGAGGAUGAUAGUUCUGAUGAAAGUGAAAAGCCUCAGAAGAAGAAGGCUGUGAAAAAAGUCAAAGAAAGUAGUGACAGUUCAGAUGAUGAUAGUGAGGAAGAAAGUGAGGAGGAACCCUCCAAAACUCCGCAAAAAAGAGCUAGGGAUGUUGAGAUGGUAGAUGCUGCUUCAUCCGGAAAGAAAACUCCCAAUACUCCAAUUACACCAAAUGCAGAGAGCGGCUCAAAUACUCUUUUUGUGGGGAACCUGGCGUACAGUGUUACCCGAGCUGAUGUGGAAAAUUUCUUCCAGGAUUGUGGAGAAGUUGUUGAUGUUCGUCUUGCUACAGAUCCGGAGGGUAAUUUUAAAGGAUUUGGUCAUGUUGAGUUUGCAACAGUUGAAGCUGCGCAGAAGGCUCUUGAGUUGAAUGGAGAAGAAUUAUUGAAUCGUCCCCUGCGUCUGGAUUCAGCCAGGGUCCGGGACAAGGGUGCUUUUACUCCCAAUAGCAGCAAUUGGAAAGACUCAUCCCAGAGAAGUGGAAGAGGCCAGUCUCAAACACUAUUUGUUAGGGGUUUUGAUAAAUCACUUGGGGAAGAUGAGAUAAGGGCUAGUUUGGAAGAACAUUUUGGUUCUUGUGGAGAGAUUACAAGGGUAUCAAUUCCGAAAGAUUACGACACUGGUGCUGUCAAGGGGUUUGCUUACAUGGACUUUGGUGAUGCUGAUAGCUUUGGCAAAGCUCUAGAACUCCAUGAAAGUGAACUUGGAGGUUAUACCCUCUCAGUGGAUGAAGCCAAGCCUAGGGAUAAUCAAGGAUCCGGUGGAGGUGGAAGAGGCGGUGGUGGAAGAGGUGGUGGUGGUAGGUUUGGUGGAAGAGGUGGCAGUGGCGGUAGGUUUGGCGGCAGUGGUGGUGGACGUUUUGGUGGUAGUGGUGGUGGCCGAUUUGGUGGAGGUGGAAGAGGCGGUGGUGGUGGUGGUAGAUUUGGUGGAAGAGGCGGUGGUGGAAGAGGUCGUGGACCACCAAAUAGAUCCAUGGCGGAAGGCACAGGGAAAAAGACCAAGUUUAACGAUGAAGACUAGAGUGGCCUGAGUCUUUCUUGCAGAUACUGAAUUAGUAUUUGUUUUCUUCACCUUCUAUUAGGUUUUUUGUCACAUCAGUUUUGGUAUUUGUUAGUAUGAAUUCUUAGUAUUUUGCUUGUAUUGGGAAAUUUUGAGAUUUGAUACAUUUGUCUUUUAUGCAUUAUUAUAUUACAGUAAUUGUAGCUCUUCAGCAUCGCGGAUUACUUUAAGCCGAAGCAAAUAUAAAUAUAUAUUUAUAUAUUUAUCGGAAAA